AUGGACAACUCCACAACGGUCUCACCAUGCUCCCUGCACUACGAGUACUACAACUGUACCGGGCCCAGUCUGUCGGAGGAGGACCGCAUCCUCACGCUGGCCAUCAUCAUCUUCUUCAUCAUAGCCACCAUCCUUGGCAACCUCCUCAUCAUCGUAGCCAUCGCCUGCUUCAGGCAGCUGCAGACGCACGCGAACACCCUGGCGCUGUCGCUCGCUGUGUCCGACCUCCUCAUCGGCUUGCUCAUCAUGCCCUUCAGCAUGAUGCACGCCAUCUACCAGUGCUGGUUCUAUGCCUCCUUCUUCUGCCACCUGCACUACUUCCUCGACUACACGCUCACCACCUCCUCCAUCAUCCACCUGGGCUGCAUCGCCUACGACCGCUACGUGGCCAUCUGCGACCCACUGCGCUACCCGACGCGGGUCACGGACCGCACCGUGGCCGUGAUGCUGGCGCUCUGCUGGCUCGGAGCUGCGAUCUUCACCACCCCGACGCUGCUCAGCCUGAGCCCCACGCUGUCUCGGGGCACGAUCGAGCGAGGGGGCUGUCCGGACAGCUGCAUGUUCACCGUAGACCUGGGGCUGCACUUCGCCUACGGCAUGUGCCCAUAUUUCCUCUCAAUGUUCAUCAUCCUGCUGAUCUACGCCAAGAUAUACCGCGUGGCCAGGAGGCAAGCACGGAGGGUCACAGCUGGCGUGCCCAUACAUGCGCAGAGGGUCGAGGUGGCCAACGGUGGUAGUUCUGGUGGUAGUAAUGAUGGCGAUGAAGCGGCGAAGCGGUGGAAAUCAACAAUGAAGCGAGAGCACAACGCCGCCAAGACCCUGGGCAGCAUCAUCGGGUGCUUCAUGCUGUCGUGGCUCCCCUACUACAUCCUGGUGAUCGUGUUUCCCUUCUACAAGAACACGUCGACCGCCUAUGAGGUCGUGUCCUGGAUCGGCUACAUCAGCUCCACCGUCAACCCGAUCCUCUACGCGUCCAUCAAUCGGCCGUUCCGAACGGCGUUCGGUCGGAUCUUGCGCCUGGACUUCUUCUCUGCAGAGGCCAGGCACCUGGAGCUGUCCAAUCACUAG
This is a messenger RNA of Lethenteron reissneri (Far Eastern brook lamprey), 1068 nucleotides long. Its product is annotated as 5-hydroxytryptamine receptor 1A-like. The record is from RefSeq and is a predicted model, not a curated record. Gene Ontology annotation, molecular function: G protein-coupled receptor activity. Gene Ontology annotation, biological process: adenylate cyclase-activating adrenergic receptor signaling pathway; positive regulation of MAPK cascade. NCBI's taxonomy places the organism in Eukaryota, Metazoa, Chordata, Hyperoartia, Petromyzontiformes, Petromyzontidae. Gene Ontology annotation, cellular component: plasma membrane.